Messenger RNA from Hippoglossus stenolepis (Pacific halibut), 3566 nucleotides. RefSeq names its product transcription factor 24. The coding region runs from base 1979 to 2599 and encodes 206 amino acids. Gene Ontology annotation, molecular function: RNA polymerase II transcription regulatory region sequence-specific DNA binding; protein dimerization activity; DNA-binding transcription factor activity, RNA polymerase II-specific. NCBI's taxonomy places the organism in Eukaryota, Metazoa, Chordata, Actinopteri, Pleuronectiformes, Pleuronectidae. The transcript has 4 exons. The record is from RefSeq and is a predicted model, not a curated record. Gene Ontology annotation, biological process: regulation of transcription by RNA polymerase II; developmental process.
UGUUUUAUUAAAAAAAAUACAAAAAAGUACUUUUUAGUUUUCAGAAUAUGAGUAUCCAGAAUACAUUUGCUGUGUUAAUGCAUGGAAGUUAAGUCAUUCGAGAUAUUUUUUUUAAACUUCAAUAAUAUUUUGAUUUAACUGGGAUCUAAACAGUGCUAAAUGCUAAAAUCAAGGGUAGUUUUAAACCAUGUUAUUUAAAUUAGAUUUUAAUGCAGUGUAUGUGACCAAUUGAAGAAGGGGGGAAUGACAUAUUGUACCUCACAUAAUGAACAUGUACUGGACACUGAAAACAGUUUCUGUGUGCAUCCACAUAGCGCUAAUGGUAAAGGUAUGUGUCUUGUAUUGUGUUCAUAUAUGUGCUUCAUUCACAAUUCAUGGUGCUUUUGCACAUUACCUGGAGUUUAUUCUAUAAAGGACGUUCAGAAGCCAACACAGACAGUGCUGUAAAAGCCCUGACCUCAGUUAUCCUUCACAUCAAAGAACAAACACUAAAGUCUGACUUUAACAUUUAAGAUAACUGCCCAUUUAAACCUCAGACAAAUCACUGAUGAUGAGAACUCAUUAAUAGAUGACAAACUCUUAAAGGAACGACUGCAUUAAUAGUGAAAUACAGACAUUUAAGCUUAUUACUUGAAAUAGUUGUUAGUGGUGACAAAGUGAUUGCAGCCCUGGUCCAAAGUGAUCUUUGCUAGUUGUAUAGUAAUAGUAACUGCAUGUCUAGCUAUAUUAAAUGUUCUUAAAUACGCACUAUUAUUAUACAUUUGCAGGUUUUAAUUAGGUAAAGGAAGAUUGUCAAACUAAUAACUCAACUGAACAUUGGAUAAAAGAUGAAGGGCUGUCAUUGCAGGGUUUUCAAAAUAAAAUGCUGUAUUCAAGUUGGCUGAAAUCUGAACCGACUAAACUGGGACCUGGAACUAUGGGUAGAGACAAAAAUAACCUGCCUUAGAGAAAGUUGGCUUCAGGCUAAAUUGACAUGAUUUGUGGAACAGUGGCUGCAGGGAUGGAAAGUUCAGGACAGAUCUGGUUAGCUUAUGGAGUUGAUAAUGCAUGUGCCCAAAAUGCUGGCGGUGUGCGGUCAGUCACAAAAACAGGAUUAUUGGCCGUGAUGCUGUUGCACAUUCGUUCAUAUGAAGGUCACAGAUCCAUUCCAGCAAGGCCAAGAUGCCCCAAAUAUUCUCAUCCAAACCAAAAUGUAUUUCCGCUUUUCUUUCUUAAUGGUCAAUGUCGCAAUGUCCCAAGCCCCUGACUCCCCCUACCACUGUCCAGCUGUUAGCAGAGCUUUGAGUUUCCCAAGCCCCCCAGUGCCCUGGCUCGGUACACCCUCCCACCCAGCGUUGCACUCCCCCAGGCCUGACUGCCUGCCUGCCUGCUCCUUUUGGCAGUCCUACAGCCAGGGGAGGAUCAGGACGACCGGGCGGCCGAGAUAAGGAGCAUAUGAAGUUCCCCACAUUACCUCACCCGAUAAGGAAACAAGCAGAGAGAGAGACGGGGAAAGAGAGGGUCAGACUGGGAGGAAUUCUGUAGAUGGACGAUGAUGCGCAGAGAAGCAGCAAGUGACUAUGGCGAUUUCAGCAGUUGUUUCAGGGGCCUGAGUGGAACUGGGGUGCCACAGAGGUCUGGUGAACUUUGAACAGGAGCUUAGAAGAGCUUGAAUGGAACGGUCCUCAGUAGGUGCAUGAAAAAGAUCAAAGAAUCGAAUUAUUUUCUUCAGAGCAGAUGAGUAACCUCAGCUGUUUUUAGCCAGUAUCUUAUUUUUUUUAUCUUGAUUCGACUUAAAAGAUGCUUUGAGAGCAGAUGGAAAGAUGACCUCUAACUGUUUGUUUUGUGGAGUAUUUACCAAAUUACUUAAGUAAUGAUAAGCCUGACAACAUACUUUUAAACAAGGGAAAGCAAACUUUAAUCCAUCCAAUAAAAAUAGACUGAACAAAAGUGAUUGAAGUUCUUUAGGAAAGUCUGCUGCACCACUUAGGCAGCAUCUAUGGCCGUUAAUCCUCUGGAAGGUCUCAGGACGGUCGCAGUGAAUCACCAGCUCGUCUUGAGCUCCACGGCGGAGCUGCGGAGCCAGCAGCCCUGUGCAGCCGGCAGCCCAGCAUCUCUGCACAGACACAGGCAGAGCACCCACAGCAGCCGGGAGCCUAGGAAGUGGUCUACGUGUGGGUCCAGGCUUCACUCUGGUCCCAUCUGUGGGUCUGCGGUCCAGUCCAGGACGCUGAGGAGUCAACACUCCCCAGAGAACGCAGCACGAGAGCGGAGCCGCGUGCGCAACCUGCGACAGGCCUUCCACAGUCUGCAGGCGGCUCUGCCCUCAGUCCCACCUGACACCAAGUUAUCCAAGCUGGAUGUUCUGGUUCUGGCUACUAACUACAUAGCCUAUUUAACAGAGACCCUGGACCAGGGGGAGUUAGUGGCUGAACACACCCUGUCGUCCAGGUCAGGAGGAUACCUGCAUCCUGUGAAGAAGUGGCCCAUGCGUUCCCUGCUGUACUGCGGCAGCGUGGGAGAGCUGCUGGCAGGAGGUAUCUCAGCCAAUCAGACGCUCCCACCUGGACGGAUCGGGACACACCCUCUGACAGCCGCCGCAGGCGCAGACAAAGAGUGAUAAAUAGAACACGUGACAUAACUUUCACCCUGUUUCUUAUUUUGUAUGUUAACUGGCCAUGUAGCUUCUCUUGGUGGAGUUAGACACAUCAAAGCAAAGUGUUGCAAUGAGACAGUGAUGAGGAAUGAAAAUAAGCUACUUUCAAAACAAAUGCUCAGCUUGGUUCCCUGAAUAAAGUCUUUCAGUUUACGCUUUAUGUUGAUGUGAAGGACAGGAUUUAAAUUCACAAUUUACAUUCUACAAGGACGAUUUUUUAAAUCUCCAGCUAUUGGAAAAGACAACGAAUUGUAAAAACUAAUUUCCUUUGUAAUUAUUUAAUUUAACAAUAUAACUCAAAAACUAGUAAAUGCCCUGAUAAGUUCAAGGCUUAUUGUUUAUCUUGCAUGUACAAAAGUAAUGGUUUUCCUGCCAUAUGCGGACUAAAUAAAAGGGAAAACACACAAGUUAUCACACACACACACACAGAACAGACGAACCUUUGGUGAAUACAUCCCAUCACUAUCUGAGCAUUAGACAGCAGGUUGUCAGGAAAGGAUUUAAUACAAGGAAAUUAAAAGGCUGCUCCACUUGACUCAUUAUGCCACAAAUCACUACAUGGAAUGAACAGAGUGUAUCUGUUAUCUUGAUUUAGAGCUUGUUGAGUUUGUAUUUCAUUUUGACUGUAUAGAUGAGUUUAAUUAGCUGCUGUGCUUUAAGAAAAGACCUUUGUUGGGUUCUGUUUUGUUAUUUUGGUGAUUUUGUGUGUGUGCGUGUAUCCGUGUGUGUGUGUGUGUGUGUAGAGAGAGAGAGAGAGAGAGUGCGUGCGUGCGUGCGUGCGUGCAUGCGUGCGUGUGUGUGUGAGGGAGGGAUUGUUGUGGGAACACAGCAGCUGUGAACUACUACAUAUCUCUGCAGUAAUGAGCACUUAGUUCUCUUUACAACUACAACAACAGGAUGUAACCUUGGAGUAAAACAGUGUCUACAUUAA